AUGGCAAUGGCAGGAGAAGACGAGGUCAAACAGAGCCCAGAGGUCUUCCUGGAUGCAGAGAAGCAGACACCCGUGGUCUGGGAUACCGAGGCCGAGAAGAAGCUGAGGUGGAAGUGCGAUCUUCAUGUGCUGCCAUGUAUCUCGCACCUAUUCGCCCUGGCCUUCCUUGACAGAACAAACAUUGGCAACGCAAAGAUCCAGGGCAUGGUGCAGGAUCUGAACAUGACAGGCCAUGACUACAAUAUCGCGCUUUUCGCAUUCUUCGUCCCGUAUAUCCUCUUCGAGGUCCCAAGCAACAUCAUCAUAAAAAGAAUUGCCCCUUCGACAUGGCUGAGCAUCAUCAUGGUGCUUUGGGGAAUUGCGACUGUUGGCCAAGGACUGGUCGAUACCGUUGGAGGACUCAUUGCGUGUCGGUUUCUGCUCGGCCUUUUUGAGGCUGGCGUGUUCCCCGGCUGUGUCUACCUGAUCAGCAUGUACUAUACGCGGUUCGAACUGCAAUGGAGACUCUCUCUGUUCUUCUCUGCAAGUAUCGUUUCCAGCGCCGUGUCCGGCCUUCUGGCGUAUGCGAUUGCGGAUAUGAAGGGAGUAGGCGGUUAUAACGCCUGGAGAUGGAUCUUCAUUAUCGAGGGGUUAUUUACCGUGGUGGUGGGCGCCCUUUCGAAGUUCUUCACAGCAGACUGGCCAGAGACCGCGUCGUUUCUCAAUGAUGAAGAGCGGGCGAUACUCGUGGCUCGACUCGCAAAAGAUCACGGUGCUGCCAGGAUGGACCAUCUCGACAAGCAAGCAUGCAAGCGCGCAUUCAGCGACUGGAAGAUAUACUGCAGUAUACUGCAGUAUCUGGGUAUCGUGAACACGGGUUACUCGGGAUCAUUCUUCGUCCCCACGAUCAUCGAGGAGCUAGGCUACGAAGCUCAACAGGCACAAGCCCGAAGCGUCCCGAUCUUCCUCGUGGCAGCAGUCCUGUGCCUCAUCACGGCGUACCUCACGGACAGGCUACAGCACAGAUACGCAUUCACGAUGUUGGGGGUGCUGGUGGCUACGGUGGGCUACGUGCUCCUGCUCUGCCAGCAGCACAUCUCGGUCGGGGUGCAGUACUUUGCACUGUUCCUCAUCGUGGGUGGUGGCUUCACGACGCAGCCGGUUACUCUGGCGUGGCUGUCCAACAACGUCAGCGGGCACUACAAACGGGCCAUCGCCUCGGCGAUGCAGGUUGGGUUUGGCAACUGCGGUGGAAUCGUGGCUAGCAAUAUCUUUGUGCAGGCGGAGCAGCCUCUGUAUCGGACCGGGUACGGAACCAGUCUCGGGUUGGUGUGGUUGUGUGGGAUUGCCUGUACGGUGAUGUUCUUUGGGGUGUUGCACGAGAAUAGGAAGAGGCACCGUGGGGACAGAGAUUGGAGGUUGGAAGAGGCUGAUGUUGAUAACAUGGGCGAUGAUCAUCCGUCGUGGAGAUUUUCGACAUGA
Messenger RNA from Cryphonectria parasitica EP155, 1461 nucleotides. Its product is annotated as putative MFS transporter. Lineage: Eukaryota; Fungi; Ascomycota; Sordariomycetes; Diaporthales; Cryphonectriaceae. Gene Ontology annotation, molecular function: transmembrane transporter activity. The record is from RefSeq and is a predicted model, not a curated record. Gene Ontology annotation, biological process: transmembrane transport. Gene Ontology annotation, cellular component: membrane. Bases 1 to 1461 code for a protein of 486 amino acids. The transcript is spliced from 6 exons.